Molecule: messenger RNA, 1707 nt
Organism: Scleropages formosus (Asian bonytongue)
Lineage: Eukaryota; Metazoa; Chordata; Actinopteri; Osteoglossiformes; Osteoglossidae
Gene: vps37d
Product: VPS37D subunit of ESCRT-I
Exons: 4
Coding region: 332-1219 (295 amino acids)
Biological process (GO): ubiquitin-dependent protein catabolic process via the multivesicular body sorting pathway; protein targeting to membrane; protein targeting to vacuole
Cellular component (GO): ESCRT I complex
Source: RefSeq, a predicted model, not a curated record
AAGCAAAUAUAGCUAACACGCUUUUUGCGUGAAGCACGUGAAGGCGAACUGUUGAUGAGUGCGGCGCUUCGUGUUUUCGUUUAACGCCAUUGGCCCACGCGUGUUGCGGUGGCGCCGCCGUGCGGCCAACACGGCCGCUGCAGUCCACGCUCGCCGUGUCACAGGCACUCGCAUUGUCUCCUCCAGCGGCGGCGUGCCGCGUUCCCCCGCUCGUCCGCGCCACCGCCACCGGCAGCGUGCCCGUCCGCGCCGCUCGAGCGCCGGCGAUCGGAAUGCGCCUGAGCCGCAGGGGGCGCGCAGCGCUGUGAGCCGCUCCCGCAGGACCAGCAGCAUGUCUCAGAAACGGGACUCGAACCCGAACCCGGACGGGUUCAGGGCUCUCAGCACCAGCGAGCUGCGGGAUCUGCUACAGGACGAGCACAAGAUGGAUCAGAUGGUGAAACUGAGUGAGAAGUUCCAGGAGCUGCAGGUGGAGCGAGAGAACCUUCUGACCACUAACCGGAGCCUGGCGGAGGAGAGCCUUGCUCGACGGCCGUGCCUCCAGAACGGCAAGAUGCGGCUGGCCCAGAAGUACCAGGAGCUGGAGAAGCUGGCAAGCACCUGUCGGGAGAAGCAGAGCCGACUAGAGUCUCACAUGCAGAAGCACAGCCCCCAGACGGCUCAGAAUCUGCUCCAGGAAGAAGUAGCUCGUGCUGAGGAGGAAUCCGAGGAUCUCCUGGAGAGGUUCAUGGAGGCCAGCGUUCCACUGGAAGGAUUCCUGGAGUCCUUCCAGAGCUCCAGGAGAACAUACCACAUCCGCCGCGCUCAGGCAGAGAAGAUGCAGGAGUUCAACAGAUCCGAGCGGAACCUGCGGACGCAUAAAAAGGCGGAGGAGGAAGGUGGGAAGAGGGAGGAGGUGCAGGAGGCCCGGCCCAACGGCUUCAUCGCGCAGGGUCCGGCUCGCGUCUUCCAGCUCCGCUAUGGCCUCACCCCCGCCAUCCUCUUGCCCAGCUUCCCUCUUGCCUCUGCUUCAGGGCAAACCCAUGCCGUGAGUCUCCCUCCGCUGGACACCCAGCCUGGUCAGGCCCACAUGCUGGGGUCCGGUUUGUCACAUUCCGGCCCCGGCCAGCCGGUUGGCCUGCGGGUGAUCGGACAGCUUCCUGGCUGGCCCGCCCGGCCCGUGCGGUUGCAACAGCUCUAUAGGCCCAGUCAUCACCAGCCGGAGCCACCGUAUCGAUAAGACCACCACCUUGAUCUCCUGGACAUGGAACAGAUUUUGGGUGACAAGACACACACCCAAGCUUUCAGUCUCAGAAGGGCAGCUUGGGAGGAGUCCUGCUUGGUCUUCUCUUUGGAAUCACAGCUGGGCCACCCAUAAACCAUUUCAGAGUCUUCAGAAGGGAGUUCAUCAGAAGCCAUACAAAUACCAUUAAAAUGUAGCUACAAAAGCAGCAGUCGCGGAAGGAGGACGUGUGCGACGCCUGUUGUUUUUUUCGUCUAAGAAUGUCAUUUUGUCAGGGGUUUAUGCAACAUCCAGUGCGGCCGGGACAUACCAGGAGAUUGAACUUCAGCAGCCUUGUCUGGCUUUGCACUUCGUCAUAAAGGGAUUAUCGUCUGCUGAUAUAACUUGAGAACGGCGGGUUAUCACGCAUGGCUAGUUUUUCUUUUGGUUUUCUUUUGGUGAUGAUCAAUAAAAUUCACAUAAUGGUGUUUAUUACAAACCCAAAA